AUGGCGGCCGAUCCUGUUUUGAUUAACGUAAAUCGAAAGAUUGCAAGCUUAUUCCCAAUACAACCAGAACAUUGCAUUUGCAAAGUGCCUUAUUAUCUUCGCAAUGUAGAUAAUGAGGCCUAUGAACCACACCAAUGUGCAAUCGGUCCUUACCACAGCGGUAAGGUUCACUUAAAGGCAAUGGAAGAGCUUAAGUAUUGGUAUCUUCAAAAGCUACUUGAAGAAAAAGAGUACAUCAAUGUCUCAAUAUAUAUUAUGGCAAUGAGAAAUUUAGAGAGAAAAGCUCGCAAUUGCUAUAAAGACCCUGUACGUCUUGAAUCAGAUGAUUUCGUCCAAAUGAUGCUUCUCGAUGGUUGCUUUAUUUUACUUGAGAUGAUUGAGAUUGUCCAUAAGGUAGAUUUCACUAGGAAGAUUUUGGAAUUCUUCAAACACGUAUUACCUGAUUUAAGGUAUUUUAAAGAUAAUGUAAAGCCGAUCGGUGAAAUCAGACAUCUACUGGACUUGAUACAUGAAUACUGGAGUCCUUCACUUACAGAAAUUAAGGAACAUCUAAAUAUGGAAGGAAAUAUGGAUUCCAGGUGCACAUGUGCCACGAAACUCAAGUUCAAAAGAAUGAAGGAAGAUAGGAAAGGAAAUAUGGAUUCCAGGCGCACACGUUGCGCCACGGAACUCCAAGAGGCUGGAAUCAAGUUCAAAAAAAUGAAGGGAGCUUGUUAUGGAUCAAAUACGAAUCUUAUCACGGAUUAUGUCAUAUUUAUGAACUGUCUUAUUAACUCUGCAAAAGAUGUGGAAAUACUUGCACAUUGUGAAAUUGUUGACAACUGUUUAGGUGAUGAUGAAGCAGUUGCCACCAUGUUUAAUAGGCUUACUUACUCAGUAUUCUACUCCUCAAUCCAAUACCUUGAAGUCUCUUAUGAAGUGAACGCAUAUUGCAGACGACGCCGGAACAAAUGGCUUGCCAACUUGAAUCACAACUAUUUCAACAAUCCUUGGGCACUUAUUUCCGUUCUUUCUGCUACAGUCAUCGUUCUACUUACCCUCUUGCAAACCAUAUUUUCUGGAUUUGCUCUUUAA
Messenger RNA from Durio zibethinus, 1074 nucleotides. Lineage: Eukaryota; Viridiplantae; Streptophyta; Magnoliopsida; Malvales; Malvaceae. The record is from RefSeq and is a predicted model, not a curated record.